AUGGAGGAUUCCCGUGUGCACGCUACCAACGUAGCUUCUGCAGGCGGGAGCUCUAUGCACGUGGAUUUGCCGAAAAGCAGUCGACGUUUCCGCCUCGACAUUGGCGCGAAGAGGCUCAAAUGGAACCACGGGCUUGCUCGACUGUCCUUCUUUCUCGAGCGCCCAGAUUCUCGAGGACGGCCGCUCACCUGGACCACGAUGCACCCGGCGGUGCACUGGGUCUGGAAAAGGGCCUGCGCCGCGCAAUGCUGGGACGCCCACCGUCCGGAGCCCGUUUGCCACUGCGCGAGCCUACCUCCUACUUACUACGGAGCCGGGCCGGGCUUUUCCUCCCGCCUUCAUGCCGGAGCCCGUGGCCAGAACCUUGUUGGUCAUGUUUGGCAUGCUUCAGCAGAGUUGGCGUUCCCGCCGUACGGGAAAAGGCGGAUAGGAACAUGGCCUACCUACCCAACCUUACAAUCAAUUGCAGGCAGCUAUGUGUUUUCCGCAACCACUCUGUCCCAGGGGUGCCUGCCUCUUUACCUGAUGACGCGACCUUGGGGUCGCCCGUAG
Gaeumannomyces tritici R3-111a-1 is the source of this 552-nucleotide messenger RNA. RefSeq lists its product as hypothetical. The record is from RefSeq and is a predicted model, not a curated record. Lineage: Eukaryota; Fungi; Ascomycota; Sordariomycetes; Magnaporthales; Magnaporthaceae. The transcript has a single exon. The coding region runs from base 1 to 552 and encodes 183 amino acids.